AUGAAGAUCCUUUCAGCUCGUCCUGACGGUUUAAUCCAUGCUCGAUUACCUAUUACCAAUCAUAACUUAAAUCGACUUGGAUCAGUUCAUGGUGGAUUGAUUUCAAGUAUAAUUGAUACUUGUGGUAGUCUUAGUUUAAGUGCAAAAGGAUUAUGGAUGACAGGAGUUUCUACUGAUAUACAUGUUAGUUAUUUGCGUCCUGCGGGAAAAGAAGGAUCCAGUAUAGAUAUCGAAGCCAAGGUGGAGUCGAUGGGUAAGACUCUUGCGUAUACUAGCGUGUUUCUUCGGGACCCUGUUACUGGCAAAUUGUUAGCACGAGGUUCACAUACUAAGUUUAUUGCACCUUCAGUAGGACAUUCUAUGAAUGUAAAAUUUGAUGAGACAGGUGAGAAUAUUAUAGAAGGCAAGAUGCCAAAUGAUGUCGACAUUAAGAACUGA
Molecule: messenger RNA, 438 nt
Organism: Melampsora larici-populina 98AG31
Lineage: Eukaryota; Fungi; Basidiomycota; Pucciniomycetes; Pucciniales; Melampsoraceae
Exons: 4
Coding region: 1-438 (145 amino acids)
Molecular function (GO): fatty acyl-CoA hydrolase activity
Source: RefSeq, a predicted model, not a curated record